This is a messenger RNA of Amphibalanus amphitrite, 3693 nucleotides long. Its product is annotated as potassium voltage-gated channel protein eag-like. The record is from RefSeq and is a predicted model, not a curated record. The annotation marks the transcript as partial. The transcript has 12 exons. Gene Ontology annotation, molecular function: voltage-gated potassium channel activity. Gene Ontology annotation, cellular component: membrane. Lineage: Eukaryota; Metazoa; Arthropoda; Thecostraca; Balanomorpha; Balanidae. Gene Ontology annotation, biological process: regulation of membrane potential; potassium ion transmembrane transport.
CGGACAGCAGUUUUUUGCUCGCCAAUGCUCAGAUCGUCGAUUUUCCAAUCGUCUACUGCAACGAGACGUUUUGCAAGAUGUCUGGCUUCAAUAGAGCAGAGGUGAUGCAGAAAUCGUGCCGGUGCAGCUUCAUGUACGGCGACCUCACCGACAAGGAGACCAUCACGCGGCUGGAGCAGAGCCUGGAGCAGCAGACUCUCGAUCAGAUCGAGAUACUCAUCUACAAGAAAAACAGGACGCCGCUAUGGCUGCUGCUGCACCUGGCCCCGAUCCGAAACGAGAAGGAGGUGGUUGUGUUGUUCCUCCUCACCCUGCGAGACAUCACGGCGCUCAAACAGCCCAUCGAGGUGGACGACACCCGGGCAGGUCUGUCCAAGUUUGCCAAGCUGGCCCGCUCGGUGACCCGGUCUCGGACCGUGCUGGCCUCCCAGUUCGCCUCCAACAUGACCGGCAUCAAGGAGAACGGCAAACAGUCCAACAUCGGACACAUGAUGUCUCUAAACUCGGACGUGCUGCCGCAGUACCGUCAGGAAGCGCCCAAGACGCCGCCCCACAUCCUGCUUCACUACUGUGCCUUCAAAGCCAUCUGGGACUGGGCCAUUCUGUGUCUCACUUUUUACACCGCCAUCAUGGUACCAUUCAACGUCGCCUUCAAGAACAAGACGUCGGAGGACGUCAGCCUGCUCGUGGUGGACUCCAUCGUCGACGUCAUCUUCUUCAUUGACAUAGUGCUCAACUUUCACACGACAUUUGUGGGGCCUGGCGGGGAGGUGGUGAGCGACCCGAAGAUCAUCCGAAUGAACUACCUCAAGUCGUGGUUCAUUAUCGACUUGCUCUCCUGUCUGCCGUACGACGUCUUCAACGCAUUCGAUCAUGAUGAGGACGGUAUCGGCAGCCUGUUCAGCGCGCUGAAGGUGGUCCGUCUGCUGCGGCUGGGCCGCGUGGUCCGCAAGCUGGACCGCUACCUCGAGUACGGCGCCGCCAUGCUCAUCCUGCUGCUGUGCUUUUACAUGCUGGUGGCCCACUGGCUGGCCUGCAUCUGGUACAGCAUCGGCCUCUCGGACGCCGAUAAUGGAGUCACCUACAGCUGGCUGUGGAAGCUGGCUAACGUCACCCAGUCACCCUACGAGUACGUGUGGUCCAACGAGACGAUGGCACCGGUGCUGGUUCGUGGCCCCUCCAGGAAGACCAUGUACGUGUCCUCUCUCUACUUCACCAUGACGUGCAUGACCAGCGUCGGCUUCGGCAACGUGGCCGCCGAGACAGACAACGAGAAGAUCUUCACCAUCUGCAUGAUGAUCAUUGCAGCGCUUCUGUACGCCACCAUCUUCGGUCACGUGACGACCAUCAUCCAGCAGAUGACCUCGGCCACGGCCAAGUACCACGACAUGCUCAACAACGUGCGCGAGUUCAUGAAGCUGCACGAGGUGCCCAAGGCGCUCUCGGAACGCGUCAUGGAUUACGUCGUCAGCACGUGGGCCAUGACCAAGGGCAUUGACACCAACAAGGUAGAGGGCGAGGUUCUCAACUACUGUCCGAAGGACAUGCGGGCGGACAUAUGCGUCCACCUGAACCGAAAGGUGUUCAACGAGCACCCGGCGUUCCGCCUGGCCUCUGACGGCUGCCUGAGGGCGCUGGCCGUGCACUUCAACAUGUCGCACAGCGCUCCGGGCGACAUGCUCUUCCACACGGGCGAGAGCAUCGACACGCUGUGCUACAUCGUCUCCGGGUCGCUGGAAGUCAUCCAGGAUGACGAGGUGGUGGCCAUCUUGGGUCAGGGUGACGUGUUCGGAGACACGUUUUGGAAGGAUCCGACCGUUGGCCAGGCGGCGGCCAACGUACGAGCGCUCACCUACUGCGACCUACACACCAUCAAACGCGACAAGCUGCUCGAGGUGCUCGACUUUUACCACGCGUUCGCUAACUCGUUCGCACGCAACCUGGUGCUCACCUACAACCUCCGGCAUCGGCUGAUAUUCCGCAAGGUAUCGGACGUGAAACGGGAAAAGGAGCUGGCGGAACGGAGAAAGAACGAGCCAGCGACUGAGCUCAGUCAGGACCACCUUGUUCGGAAGCUGUUCUCGAGGUUCAAAAAGUCCAGCGACAACCAGAUCGCCAAUAGAGAUGUGGAGAGUGGUCAGCGAGCUGAGUAGAGGGCGGUGGCGGCGGCGGCGGCGCGGGCGCGGCACCCGUCUCCACCGGCGGCGGCAGUCUCACCACCGUCAAACUGCCCGGCGUCUCAGAGCAGCAGGAGGUCAGCAAACGCGCGCGCAGUCGCUGGGGAGCCCUCGGCGGCAGCGCGGACGGCGACGAGCGGCGCGAUAAACCCAAGAUCAAGUGGGGCCUGAAGCUAGCCUCCUCUGUGGAGGAGAGGGUGCCACCUCAGCCAGCGCGUGCCGACUCUGAGAAGAAGCAGAGUCCGGGUGCCGCCGAGCCGACUGCCGCGGCUGCCACUACUAGUGUGAGCGCGAGCGAGCUGCGGCAGCUGGCCACCAGUCUGGGCGAGUUUCGAGCGGACCUCACUCGCGAGCUGCAGAAGCUCAGCCAGAGGAUUGGUAAACUGGAGACAGCUAUGGUGGAUGUGUCGCGCCGCGUGCAGGCCAACUCGUCGAGCGAGGGCGCCGCCACAGACGUGUCGAGCGCCGCCGGACUUGUGGUAUCCAGUGAGACGGCGCCGAGCUCGCGUGAUGCGACUCCGGAGCCGGGAGACGGUGGCGCUGCUAAGCGGACUGACAGUGGCGCUUCCAAGCGGUCUGACGGUGAUUCGAAGCGCAGUGAGGGCAGCGCGGCCGAACGACGGCGGCAGCGCGCGCGGCGGCGCUCGGCCACUGCUCAGACGAGCGUGAACGAUGACUCGCUGCUGCAGCGAAUGCUGGAAGACGAGAUCGUCUCUCAGACGGGCGCGUUCGUCGAGGGACGGGCCAGCUCGCCCGAGGAGUACCUGUAGUGUCCGCCAGAGGCGGUGUGGUAGCCGUGGAUCAGCGAGCACCGACUUCAUUAAUUCGCCAUUUAUCUUUCGGUGGGAUUAGACUUGGCGCCGGCCCCGGGGCUAUUGUUCAGAUCUGAGAUUUUAUCGACAGUUGGGAGAGUUUGAUCUUGGCUACCUGUGACCUGCUUGCCCGUCUCAAUCAGGAGGCAGGGCAGACGGUCGAACUCAGCGAUAUCUGAUGAUCUGUUGAGGCUGCUUGUUUGUAUGAGACAGACGGAACGAGCUUUGAGCAGUGUUUAGGUGGAAUGUGCUCUGUGUAGGCUGGUGUUUAUCCAAUAUGGUGACGGUGUUUAGGCCAAUCAAGUUUGCGUCGUCGUUAUAUAUCGUUUACGGACUGUACCUAGCUGCUUAGGACGAUAGUUACACUAUGACUGUUUUUUGUUAUUGCAUUUUGAGAGUUGUUAUGAAACGUGCAAUUAUGUUGAACCCUACAGCUAUCCGAUGAAAAGGCUGUCAUCGGUGGCAGGCAUAUCAUGUCAUUUGCUGAGUAUUUUUCUGAUAAAUGCUCCUUUUCAUUUGUCUUUUCAUUGAACCAAUUAUUAUGCCAAUCUAUUUGACAUAAGACGUGCGAAGACGCGAGGGCUGGAAGUGAAUACGGAUCGGUAUUUUGUGAGAUGUCAGCAAUACAGUGGCGUUGGGCCUCAAUGCGGAAUACCUACUUGUGUAAUACCCACUUGUGUAAUAAACAUGUGCUGCUCAAUAUC